AUGCUCGACUGCAACGUCACCACGCUCGACUGCAAUGCGUACCCACACAUCGUCGACGCCAUCGCCAACGCUGCUGCUGCGCAGCGUGAGACCGCGCUCGCUAUGCGGCCCGUGUGCCGCGAGUUCCGAGCCAAGGCAGACGCGGCUCUGGCGCGGCAUCUGCGUAUUGACUGCGUCCCCUAUGACUACUCCUCUGGCCUCGAUUACCUUGACUCUUUACAAGACCCUCCUCUUCUGGUCCUCACCGCGUCGGGUAACCGCAUUCCCCGCCUGUAUCCGUCAUCGGCGCCGCCUGCGGGGCGUGGACGCCCAUAUGCCCCGCCCAAGUGGCCCGCUCUUAUCGAAGUCCUAGCCUACACCCGUUUCGCCGACAUCCUGGCAUCUCCAGGGCGCUCCCAGACCCGCGAACUGCGCCAGUUCCGGAACGACACGGUGCGUUGUAUCGGCGUGAACGGCUCUAGAUUCGAGUCCGACAUUCGCUGCCGUCGCCUGGUCUCCUUGACGGUCAUUGGGUCCCAUGAUCCCAAUUUUGCGGACAUGCUGCCGACAGGCUCCGCCGUUAUAGGGGACGAGCGUUUUGUCAUCAACGUUGUCGUGCCGGAUGUCGGUCCAUUCCACAUUGGCACGUGGCGCGCCUUGCCCUUUUAUCCUCGCUACGGUGUCACCUUGAUCUUACGGCCCGUUGAUUCCCGACUCCAGUUCGGUGAGAUUCAUCCUCAGAAUCGCCAAGGAUUACCUAUCGGCGUGUUCGAUAGGCAUUCUGAGCCUCGCCACGAAUCCCCUCUCGGCGUGCUCGGCAACGUCGGGGUCAUGGUGCUGAGCGCCGACCCGAGCACAAAGUUCACUCUCGUCGGGAUCGAGAACCUGUCGUGGGAGCGCAUCGGCGUUCCUGAACCUGAGAACGAAGAGGGCUGCAGCAAGGAAGCAUGGUUCAUCGCCGCGCUCAAGGAAUCGAUCGUGCCUGCGUAUGGGCCCGAAAUGGCCGACACCAAAAUCGACGAGGUCAUGAGCUGCAUCGAGUUCCUCUCUGACGCAGAGUACCGGACGCGCGUCGGCGAGGAGGAGUACGAAUCGGACAUGGUUCCUCUCGACGGACUGUUGGACAAGUUGUUGCUUCGAGGUUAA
Molecule: messenger RNA, 1125 nt
Organism: Cutaneotrichosporon cavernicola
Lineage: Eukaryota; Fungi; Basidiomycota; Tremellomycetes; Trichosporonales; Trichosporonaceae
Exons: 1
Coding region: 1-1125 (374 amino acids)
Source: RefSeq, a predicted model, not a curated record